Eremomyces bilateralis CBS 781.70 is the source of this 1950-nucleotide messenger RNA. Its product is annotated as ArfGap-domain-containing protein. Gene Ontology annotation, cellular component: Golgi apparatus. Gene Ontology annotation, molecular function: GTPase activator activity; metal ion binding. Gene Ontology annotation, biological process: endoplasmic reticulum to Golgi vesicle-mediated transport; endocytosis; intra-Golgi vesicle-mediated transport. The coding region runs from base 115 to 1752 and encodes 545 amino acids. The record is from RefSeq and is a predicted model, not a curated record. The transcript has a single exon. Lineage: Eukaryota; Fungi; Ascomycota; Dothideomycetes; Eremomycetales; Eremomycetaceae.
AUGAACGCUGCCAAUAUCUCCCAACGAACCAAAUCGCAAACGCCCCAUUUCCACCCACGAUACCAUCUUCUGUCCCGGUAUCGCCUUCUGUACCUAUAGGCGCAUUCGAUUGCCAUGUCACGUCGUCCCAAUCCGGACCAGGACCGCAUCGAGCGGAACAGAGCCACGCUCAAAAGCCUGGUAAAGCUCGAGGCCAACAAAAGCUGCGCCGAUUGCAAACGGAACAAGCAUCCAAGAUGGGCCAGCUGGAAUCUCGGCAUCUUCGUCUGUAUCCGAUGUUCCGGUAUCCACCGCGGAAUGGGAACACACAUCAGUCGAGUCAAGUCGGUGGACCUCGACUCCUGGACGGACGAACAGCUACAGAACAUGCUGCGGUGGGGGAACGGUCGAGCGAAUAAAUACUGGGAAGCAAAGUUGGCGCCGGGCCAUGUUCCGUCGGAGUCGAAGAUCGAAAACUUUAUCCGCACAAAAUACGAGUCCAAGAGAUGGGCGAUGGAGGGCGGCAUGCCGGACCCCUCAACACUGUCCGAUGCCACCGACGACGAUGUUCCGCUGAACGUAGUACAAGAAAAGGCGAAAUUGGAACGAUCAACUUCGCAACGAACCGCAUCGAGCGCGAUGCCGAAACCCAGGGCGGCCAACAUCGACCUAUUCGGCGACGAUACACCCCAGCGACCAUCGACAGUCGAGCCGCAAACCAAUCGGCCCCCGCCACCAAAAUCACAAGCCGCACCACCAAGACAGACCAAGCAAGCCGAUUCAUUGCUUGGCCUAGACUUCUUCGGAACCAGCAACUCUGCGCCGAUUUCAAACGCAACCUCUCCGCCGCCGGCAGGGGUUCCCUCACGGCCUGAUCUCAAGCAGUCCAUCCUGUCGUUGUACGCAGCAAAACCUGCGGCUCCUCCUCAACAGCAUCAACGACAGCCUUCGCAAGGAUCUUUUGGGACACUCACUUCGCCAUCGUCACCUCCUGCUACACAAUCAGGAGUAAGUGGGUUGGAUGAUGCAUUUAGCGGUCUUAGCUUUAGCAACCAACCCAGUGCACCACCAGCACCGACGGCUUCGCCGUUUGAUGCACUGUCAUCAUUAAGCCCUCGAUCGUCAGUAGCAGCUCCUCAAACUACCAAGGCCUCUGCGUUUGGUACCGGGGGAGGCUUUUUCGAUGCUCCCAAACCCGCACCGGCCACCACGCAGCCAGUGACCUCUAUACCACAAGGCAACUUGGGCGGUUUCGGGGAUAUAUUCUCCUCGACCUCUCCUCCCCCGUCCCAGGCGCCGAAAGCGAGCCAAGCCGACCUUUUCGACAUCGGUUUCGAUAGCGCACCGGCCCCCCCUCCGAAGCAGACCACCGCUGCACCCAACAUCUCUUCCGCGUUCAACCUUUCUAAACCCACGGCCGCCCCCGUGGCUCCGAAGCCGCAAACUGCUCCGUUGACGGAUUUCUCUGGCUUCUCGGGCAUGGAUGCGUGGGGCUCGAACAACGCGUGGGCGACUGAUCCAGCACCGGCGGCAAAGCCUGCUGCGGCUCCGGCGGCGGCUCCUGCGGCGUCCACGAUAGCGAGUGACUUUGGCGGGUGGGGGAUCACGAGCGAGGCGAAACCCACGCCGCAAGUGGCACAGGAUGAGGAUUUCGGGGGCUGGAACAGUGCGGCGCCGGAGACACCUGGGGUUGGAAAUUCGGGGGCAAAACAAAAGGCGUCGGCGGGAGGGUUUGGUGGGCAAGACGAUUUGUUUGGGAAUGUUUGGAAGUAAGUCGAGCAGGGGAAAUUACGUCGAACGGUCCUGUCGACGAGCAUACAUAGCGAUAGAUGAUGAUAGCGUUGUCCUUCCAUCCCCGAUUCGUGGGUUUACACAUCGCCAGAAUGAAGAAUGCACAGAAGAAUGGAUAUAGAAGUAAUGCGUGCCCAUAUACACAUGAUGCAUGUCCAGUCUCAUACAAUACAGCCGUGG